UCAGGGAUUAAUAUGUGGGAGGCUGUGGACUAUUUGCUUCCAACAUAGGAACAGCACUGAGUUGGCAAUCUCCACUCCUGAGAGAAUGCUGGGAAUCUGCAGAGGGCGACGGAAAUUCCUGGCUGCCUCUCUGACUGUCCUUUUUGUUCCAGCCAUUACCUGGAUUUAUCUGUUUGCUGGGAGUUUCGAAGAUGGGAAGCCAGUGUCGCUAUCUCCGCUGGAAUCCCAGGCGCACAGUCCUCGGUACACGGCGUCGAGCCAGCGGGAGCGCGAGAGCUUGGAAGUGCGAAUGCGCGAGGUGGAGGAGGAGAACCGGGUGCUCCGCAAGCAGCUCAGCCUGGCCCAGAGCCGAAGCCCCUCGCACCAGCACGGCAACCACUCCAAAACCUACUCCAUGGAAGAGGGGACGGGGGACAGCGAGAGCCUGCGGGCCGGCAUCGUGGCCGGGAACAGCUCCGAGUGUGGGCAGCAACCAGCAGUGGAAAAAUGUGAGACCAUCCACGUUGCCAUUGUCUGUGCAGGGUACAAUGCCAGUCGGGAUGUUGUCACGCUUGUCAAGUCCGUCUUAUUUCACAGGCGAAACCCACUCCACUUCCACCUCAUUGCAGAUGCAAUUGCCAAACAGAUCCUGGCGACCCUGUUCCAGACAUGGAUGGUCCCUGCUGUGCGCAUAGACUUCUACGAUGCAGAUGAACUCAAGUCGGAAGUGUCUUGGAUCCCCAACAAACACUACUCUGGUAUUUACGGGCUGAUGAAGUUGGUUCUGACUAAGACGCUGCCUUCCAAUCUUGAGCGCGUCAUUGUCCUCGACACAGACAUAACAUUUGCCACUGACAUUGCUGAGCUAUGGGCCGUCUUUCACAAGUUCAAAGGGCAGCAGGUUCUUGGCUUGGUGGAGAACCAGAGUGACUGGUAUCUGGGCAACCUUUGGAAGAAUCAUCGUCCCUGGCCAGCGCUUGGGAGGGGUUACAAUACAGGGGUUAUCCUGCUGCUUCUGGAUAAGUUACGGAAGAUGAAAUGGGAGCAGAUGUGGAGACUUACAGCAGAGAGGGAAUUAAUGAGCAUGCUCUCCACUUCACUGGCUGACCAGGAUAUCUUCAAUGCAGUCAUCAAACAAAAUCCCUUCCUUGUCUAUCAGCUUCCAUGUUUCUGGAAUGUGCAGCUAUCCGAUCACACCCGUUCUGAGCAGUGCUACAGAGAUGUGUCUGAUCUAAAGGUGAUUCACUGGAACUCGCCAAAGAAGCUGAGAGUGAAAAACAAGCAUGUGGAGUUCUUCCGCAACCUCUACCUGACAUUUCUAGAAUAUGAUGGGAACUUACUGAGACGGGAGCUCUUUGGCUGCCCCAGCGAGACAGACGUUAACAGUGAAAAUCUCCAGAAACAACUGUCUGAGCUGGAUGAGGAUGAUUUAUGCUACGAAUUUCGACGAGAACGUUUCACCGUCCAUCGUACUCAUCUGUAUUUUCUACAUUACGAAUAUGAGCCUGCUUCAGACAACACUGACGUAACGCUGGUGGCUCAGCUUUCCAUGGACAGGCUCCAGAUGCUUGAAGCCAUCUGCAAACACUGGGAAGGUCCAAUCAGCCUGGCACUCUAUCUCUCGGAUGCAGAAGCUCAGCAAUUCCUGCGCUAUGCCCAGGGCUCAGAAGUCCUGAUGAGCCGUCACAAUGUUGGAUACCACAUCGUGUACAAGGAGGGCCAGUUCUACCCUGUGAAUCUCCUGCGCAAUGUGGCCAUGAAGCAUAUCAGCACACCAUACAUGUUUCUUUCUGACAUUGACUUCUUGCCCAUGUAUGGACUCUAUGAGUACCUCAGGAAGUCCGUCACUCAGUUGGACUUGGCCAACACCAAGAAAGCUCUGAUCGUACCUGCUUUUGAGACCCUGCGCUAUCGCCUCUCCUUCCCCAAGUCAAAAGCAGAGCUGCUCUCUAUGUUGGACAUGGGAACCCUCUUCACAUUCAGGUAUCACGUCUGGACAAAAGGGCACGCGCCAACGAACUUUGCCAAGUGGCGGACGGCCACGACGCCGUACCGCGUGGAGUGGGAAGCAGACUUCGAGCCGUACGUGGUUGUGAGGAAGGACUGCCCCGAGUACGACAGGCGGUUUGUUGGAUUUGGCUGGAACAAAGUAGCUCACAUCAUGGAACUGGAUGCGCAGGAGUACGAGUUCACAGUGCUGCCCAACGCCUACAUGAUCCACAUGCCGCAUGCCCCCAGCUUUGACAUCACCAAGUUUCGCUCCAACAAGCAAUACCGCAUCUGUCUCAAGACCCUGAAGGAGGAAUUCCAGCAGGAUAUGUCACGCCACUACGGCUUUGCAGCUCUCAAAUAUCUCACGGCAGAGAACAACAGCUAGCACAACGGAGCCCGUUUACGGGAAUCAAAGACACCGAAGGGAGGAGCCACUUCAUGUUUGGAGACCCGUCUUCAAACUUUGAACUGAGAAAUACUUUCUGUUUUUAUAUCAUACCUGGCAAUUCUAACAGUAGAGAAGUGACAUGUCGUCAGACUAUGCUCAUUAGCCCCUUCCCUGAUUUCCCUGGGCCUUUCAGCUUUAGCAUUCGUGAGAUGUGAAUGAGAGGGGCCAGCCACAAUCCUGCUAUGCCACAGGAGGUGGGGAAUGGGGACAGGCUGGAAAUGCUGUUCUUAACUGCAGAGCAAAGACAGAUCUUCAGAAUAUAGGAUUUCAUGUUGCUAUUUAAUAAUUUGACAUGCUUUUUAUCUGUAAAGGAAGAUCUUCGGGUCGCUGUCCUGUGAAUUUCACAUCUGCACUACUCCAAAAGGAACUUUCACCUGUGAACUUUUGCAGUGGCCCUGUUAACAUGGAUGACCUUGUUAAUGCAGGAUGAGCCAAAAGUCGGAAUUAGCCUUGAAAAUUAAGGGGACGCUUAUACAAUACUGCACUGUAGAGAAGGUGUGUUACUGGUUUAGGUGUGUACAUGAUAUCUGUUGGUCUUUUAUGCUCAAAUUAAUUCUGUUUUAUCAGGAAAAUCCUCUAUGCCCUACCCUGCCAUUUCCCCAUCCUAAAUGCCAUUUCUUUCCUUGUCAAGGAAAUGUCACCCUUGUGUUCCUUUUCCAUCUUCAGGUCUGGUAGUCCGGUAAAGGAGAACAAUAGUUAUGCCAGAAUGUGAAAAAACUUGUUAGUGUAAGGUCUGUUUUCACCUGAGCAACUUGUUCAUGUGUGUCUUGUAAAAUAAAGGGCCUGGUUGUAACUCUUUUAUCUUUUUUAGGCAAGAAUUGGAUUUUCCAUAGAAGGCAUUUUGUGCUGGGUAAAGUUGUCCUGUAGAUGCUUUCAGGGCAUGUCCAUCCAUGAAGGCCUUGGGCCUUGGGAUUUAAGUGGACUUCUUUGCUGAACAGGGAAUAUAAACAUGGCAACUGGGUGCUGUCCUGCUGCCUGCUACAAGGUCUCAGAACUACUUCGUUAAAGGAGUUUAUAAAUAAAAGGAGCAGAACUGCUGGGAAAAAACUCCCCAUUCAAGGGUGAGAAGUGAAUGUGCUGGGAAUCUGAGUGUGAAUGUUUGCUUGAAUGUGCGAUGGUCAAGUUCACAGCAUCGAUAGACGCAGGAAUGUUCUGGAGGGUGGGCAGGAAACCUAACAAGCAAAACACAAGACACCGGACUUUUUACCCUUUUCUUUAUUCUUCAGUAUUAAUGUUGCGUUUACAUUGGAUAAGGAGAUGAGGUUUAAUGCACUACCCCUUGCAGGGCUACUUGUAAUUUCUGUUGCAAUGUUAAUAGAGAAAGCAGAAAUGACUCAAUGAGAAACGUGUCUCUCCCUACCC
This is a messenger RNA of Tinamus guttatus (white-throated tinamou), 3781 nucleotides long. The record is from RefSeq and is a predicted model, not a curated record. Lineage: Eukaryota; Metazoa; Chordata; Aves; Tinamiformes; Tinamidae.